AUGUCUACCUCACCAAGUCUGCCUUCUGAUUGCAUGAUUUCCAGACACCAUCAAGGGACUGCUGAUGAUGGGACUGAUACUGAUGAAGCUCUCUCUGGUGACAUAUCCACCACCAAGAACAUUGAGGCUGCAAUUAAGAAGCCUGUGGCUCUUUAUGCAUUGCUUCAUUCACCAUUUUUGUCCAAAAAGUCCAUCAAGCGGAACUUAGUGGUGAUUUCCAUUCUUGGACAACUGAGAAAGCAUUUUCAUCUGAAGAAAAUUUCAAUCAAUUUUGUGUCCACAAAAAUUCUUGAAUUGAGAUACCCAAUAUUGACAAAGGAGCUCCAUAUGGAUUCUGGAGCUAUCCCUUGGUUGGCUAAGGCUCAGGUAAAGGGUUCUUCACUCUUUACCCUCAACCUGAAGUCAAAUCAUAAGCUCCAUACAGCCUAG
Messenger RNA from Cantharellus anzutake, 429 nucleotides. RefSeq lists its product as uncharacterized. NCBI's taxonomy places the organism in Eukaryota, Fungi, Basidiomycota, Agaricomycetes, Cantharellales, Hydnaceae. The record is from RefSeq and is a predicted model, not a curated record. The transcript has 3 exons. The coding region runs from base 1 to 429 and encodes 142 amino acids.